Sungouiella intermedia is the source of this 1362-nucleotide messenger RNA. The record is from the annotation of a GenBank genome assembly. Lineage: Eukaryota; Fungi; Ascomycota; Pichiomycetes; Serinales; Metschnikowiaceae.
AUGGUUUACUCCGCAGACUCCGCAAAGUGGAGAGCUUACCAGUUUCUGGACCCAUUCGCUGCUGGCUCUUUCUACGUCUGCAACAAGAUCAACAAAUACUUUUGUCGUCCUGACUGUGAUGCUCAUCCAAUCACCGAAUUGCGUCUGGAGAUCAAGUUUGUACCUACUGUGGCCGAUGCUGUGGAUUAUGGCUAUGUUCCAUGUGAACUGUGUGACCCAAUGCUGGUUCCACACAUUGACGUGGACAUGUUGAUCAGAACUGUCAAGGAUAUCAACCAGUCCAUUGGCUUCGUGCCUCCAUUGAUGGAUGAAGAAGAUGAACUCAUCAACAAGACUAUCAAAGAGAACAUUAUGGAAAACCUGCACCCGCAGCGCAGACAACUGGUGCCAGCCAUAAGCUUCAACGGUAAGUACUCCAACUUUGACCGCCAGCAAUCUACUACGGUUUCUAAGAACGACAACGAGCACUACAAAUUGGUUGAUCUUGCAUGUCGCCACUUGGCAUUGGCAGCUGCACUGUCAAUCUUCAACACACCUUCUGCAACUAAUAGUCCUAAGCUGGAAGACUCUAGCCCAGACGCUUAUUCUAGCAAGAAGUCUAGAAAGAGAAGAGGAGGAGUUCUUGGCUUCAAAGAGCUUGCUGCAAAGUCAAAGUUGUCUGCUUGGCACUUCCACCGUGUGUUCAAGAGUGUCACUGGUCUUACACCUAAGACCUAUGGAGAUAAGUGCUACGAGCACCUUCAACAGCAGAGAGACGAGGCUCAAGAAUUGAAGCCUCCUAGUGUGGUAUCUCAGGUUUCUGUCCCAAGCAGCAUCUCGAGCGUGGACUCUAUCGAGAAUAUGAAGUCUUACUCCAGCCCUGUGCUGUCAACUGGCAGCUCUGUUCUGCCAAGCCGUAAGAGAGUGAGAAUUUCCGAGGAGGAAGAGUAUCCCUCGCCCAAGAGAGUGACCAAGCCACUUGCAACCCCUGCCAUGACUCCAUUCAACGAGUUCUCUGGUUUUGAAGAGGAGAUCAAUGGUUUUGGCAUGGAUUCUCGGGCCACUUCUGCUCCAGACUUGACUGCUUACCUCAAACCACAAUCUCUUUUCUCACAUAACAAACCCAUUGACUUCACGACAGAUAUGCAGUUCUCAAUGGCCGAUAUGCCUUUGCUGAUGACGAUGCCUCAGCAAGAGUUCAUGCCAGUGCAGCCAGUUGACAUUCCGUUUGAGGAGUCUCUCGGUACAUUCGGAGGAGCAGGCUUCUCCGCGGACUUGUUCGCUGAGGAUGAGAUUAUCCCUAUGCACCAUGAGUUGGACAUUACUGAGGGUUUCAAUUUUGGUCUUCUGCCUGAGCUUUUGACGCUGAGUGUUGGAUUGUAA